GGAUACCCACAAUCUUCCCAUUGUUCACUGGCAUCAUUGUUGGUCUGACCUCCCAGCUGCUCAGCCAUGGCCCCCAAGAAAGCCAAGAAGAGGACAGCAGAGGGAGCCAACUCCAAUGUUUUCUCCAUGUUUGAGCAGGCUCAGAUCCAGGAAUUCAAAGAGGCCUUCACUAUCAUGGACCAGAACAGAGAUGGCUUCAUCGACAAGAAUGAUCUGAGGGACACUUUUGCUGCUCUAGGGCGUCUGAAUGUGAAACAGGAGGAGAUUGAUGAGAUGCUUAAAGAAGCUCCUGGCCCAGUCAACUUCACAGUCUUCCUCACCAUGUUCGGUGAGAAGCUGAAAGGUGCUGAUCCAGAGGAGACAAUCCUCAACGCGUUUAAAGUCUUCGACCCUGAGGCAAAAGGAGUGCUGAGGAAGGACUACGUGACACAGAUGCUAACGACACAAGCAGACCGAUUCUCGCCUGAAGAGAUGGAGCAGAUGUUCACUGCCUUCCCCCCAGAUGUGGCAGGGAAUCUGGACUACAAGAACCUGGUUCAUAUCAUUACCCAUGGAGAGGAGAAGGACCAGGAGUAAAACAUGAAAAACAUGUUCAUCAGAUAGAAAGUCCAUCACUUGUCUGUACAGGGCUUGAAAGUGCCAUUGAAGGGCUGUGAGUGUGUGUCGCAUGCUUUAUAUUGGCUGCAUUUGCAAGCCCCAAAAAUCAGACAAUCAACACUCAAAACCAUUACUUUUACAGAAACUAUCCAUUUGUUAUGGCUGUGCAUGUUUGUCUAAUAAAAGUGUGCAAAAACAGAAA
Labrus mixtus (cuckoo wrasse) is the source of this 799-nucleotide messenger RNA. It is a transcript of the gene myl2a, whose product is annotated as myosin, light chain 2a, regulatory, cardiac, slow. The record is from RefSeq and is a predicted model, not a curated record. Gene Ontology annotation, molecular function: calcium ion binding. NCBI's taxonomy places the organism in Eukaryota, Metazoa, Chordata, Actinopteri, Labriformes, Labridae. The coding region runs from base 67 to 576 and encodes 169 amino acids. Gene Ontology annotation, cellular component: cytoplasm; myofibril. Gene Ontology annotation, biological process: heart development; muscle cell fate specification; cardiac muscle contraction. The transcript has 7 exons.